Aspergillus ibericus CBS 121593 is the source of this 1004-nucleotide messenger RNA. RefSeq lists its product as uncharacterized. The transcript has 2 exons. The coding region runs from base 100 to 888 and encodes 262 amino acids. NCBI's taxonomy places the organism in Eukaryota, Fungi, Ascomycota, Eurotiomycetes, Eurotiales, Aspergillaceae. The record is from RefSeq and is a predicted model, not a curated record.
CAUCUAUCUAUCUGAUCGAUUCAAGAAGAAUUGGCAGUUCGUUGUUUGAACAACUACACAACUUUACGCUCAAUAACACAUAUCACGUCUCAAAUCACCAUGGAUCUCCAAGGACAGCCUAUCCCUUCCGGCCAGAGAAGCACCAAGGUCACCUCCGACCCGGAGCGCAGAAACAACCCCAUCCAGGAGCCCUCCGGCCCCGUCACCAACGACUCCCUGGCCGCCGAAUCAGCCACCAAGGGCGGUGCCUUCUCUCAGAACCGCGGAGCCCAGCCCAUGGGCGUCUCAGGUGGUCAAUCCACCGUCCGCACCACCGACACUAGCGCCGCCACCAAGCUCGACUCCAACGCCGACACCCAGGAGAAGUACCCCGAGGCUCUGAGCGGUCAGGGCGGUUACCCCGGCGCUCACGAGCUGAAGAGCGGCUACGUCGGCGGUCCUACCUCUGCUAAGCAGGACCUCGGCAUCAACCAGGACCAGUACCCUGCUUCUCAGAAGCUGUCUCAGCAGGGCCAGGGCCAGGGUCGUCAACAGCAGUCGUCCGGUGGAGCUGGCUAUCAGCAGCAAUCCGCACCGGCCAGUGGCAGCGGAUACAACAGCCAGUACAAUGCUGGAGCGGCACCGUCGUACACUGAGGAUGUGACUAGCCACUUGGGCAACACUAAGCCCAAGGGGGCCAACUUGAAGGAAGGAGAUAUCCCGGAUGAUGCGCCAAACGCUAGCUACACUACUGAUAUUGGUAGUGAGAAUGACCCUGGUCGGUACGCACAGGCUCGCUUCCAGCGUAAAGCCGCCGAGAGCGGUCCGGAUGGUACCCCUGCUGGUAGACAGAAGGGCGUGGAUAACCAGCACUGGUACCAGCAUUUGCAGUCCGAUCAGAGGGCUUAAAUGGGGCUAUGAUGGAUGAUGUCACGAAAAGCAAAGCGGGCUUUUGUUUCCAUUAUCUUUGUGUAAUGUUUUGGGCCUGGUAGAAAAGGCUUAUUCUGGGGAGGACUGUGUCCUUC